Megalopta genalis is the source of this 845-nucleotide messenger RNA. RefSeq lists its product as uncharacterized. The record is from RefSeq and is a predicted model, not a curated record. Lineage: Eukaryota; Metazoa; Arthropoda; Insecta; Hymenoptera; Halictidae.
UCAGACUAGCGAGCGCACUUCAAAUUGUGUUUCGGCAAUGUCCUCUCCCUUCGACUAAAUUGACAAGAACAUGGUACAUUUCGCGAGCCAUUUUGACAAACGAAACCGUGUCAAAGUGACGUGAUCCACAAUUCUCGGAAACACAGAUAAAUCACCGACGGACAGGUCGAACAAUCAAAAAUGAGUUGCGAUUUGCUGCCGGAAUGGUUGAACCUUAUCCUGGACGACGUGGAAUCUACCCUGUGUCUGCCGAUUCUAAUCGUCAUGCUCCUCUGCACCGCUCAAUUCAUAGUGAAUCACACGAUGGACAUAGGGUGCACGUUCUAUCAAUCUAUAAAGCAGGAUUCGGACGAGGAUGAAGAGAAGGGCGAAGAUUUAAUUACGAAAUUCAAAGGGAUCCUAGCUAACUGGGGUAUCGGUCAACCGCAAACGAACAUCGCCUACGACGAAAGCUCUGCGGCCCAGCUGAACAGACAAAAUUCCCAAGACGAGGACUGGGACUACUGCGAAGAGGACGACGAAUAAUCACAACUGUCCGUAUUGUCCUGAAUCAUCAACGUCGCUUCUGUAUCGUCUCAAGUCGCGAUUAAGUCGCCAACUUUGCAGCGAUUGGCCAGCGAACGUCUUACCUUAGCUCCUCCGUGCAGCUUCUUCCAGGAACAUUCGCACAUUCCGCCACCGAUCUUCAGAGGUUCCCGACGAAAACUUGUAAAUUUGUAAAUUUGACACGUUGCGAAACCGAACCAGUCGAAACAGGAAACGAUACGUUCUUCGUUGAACUCGUCGACGGUCGGUUCGAUGCAAGAAAAGAUGAGCCAAGUAAAGGAAACAGGAUGUAAACAAUU